UCUUCUUCGUCGGUUAUUUGGAGGGAAUCCAUUUUCUUUCAUGGAUCGCUGGAGCGGAAUCCUGAAGGUGCCAUUGUACACACGUAGCGGCACAACGUACUACAGAGUUGCGGCGUCUCUCCGCUUCUCUCCUUCUACCAACACCUUCACAGUACCUGUUGCAAAUGCUAUAUUUUUCAAUGGAGAUCGAGUUGAAGGGACGGGGAAUCCUGUGAUUGAGAGGCUAUCAGAUUUGAAGAGAGUUGCUGAAAUUUUGGUUUCUAAAUUUGGGAAUUCCAUCAAUGCUUGGGUCGUUGAGGCGCCUGUAUUUAAUGGCCCUUUUGGUGUUUACAGCGACUUCAUCCCUUCCGUUAAUGAAUAUGGAGAGCCCAAAGUUUAUGAUUCCAUGGAAUUCCCGGCUUCUUCAUCAAUUAUCUUGCUCUUGUGGAAUUGCCUGAAAGAGGCAAAAAAUGCCACUGCAGGGAAGCGGAAAGAACCUUCUUUUGCUGAGGCUUCUACGUCGUAUUCUCACAAGCCUCGGACAAUACUCCUCGGGUUUAGUAAGGGCGGUACGGUACUUAACCAGCUAGUUACCGAGCUUGCUUUCUCACCAGCCCCGCCCCCUGAAGAUAAAGACCAAGCAAACAAGAAUGCGACGAGUGGAUUUUCUACACAGCAACAGGAUGAGAUCACGCCCACUACUAAAGAAAGCUUUCUAAACAGCAUAGCCGAGUUCCAUUAUGUGGAUGUUGGUCUGAACACUGAAGGAGCAUAUCUCACCAACCAAGACACGAUUGAUAAAAUGUCGGGUCGACUCAGGCAAGGAGCACCGGGCAUUCGUUUUUUCCUCCAUGGGACCCCCAGACAGUGGAACGAUGGCAGACGAAGCUGGAUCCGGAGAGAAAAAGACGAACUUCUUCGGCUUCUUAAAGGAGCAGCUCACAAGAACAUGGGGAAGUUAUACAUUCGUGAAAGAAUGUAUUUUGGUAACUUGCCUCCAGAUCUGCAGAUGCAUUUUGAAAUUAUUGAGCAUUUGGAUUUCACUUGAGUUGAGUAGCCCCAUUAACAUGAGCAUUUGAGGAACUUCAGGGAUACAUUUUGUUAAAGAGCUCUAAGUUGACAUUUCUCGAGUAAGAGUUAAAUUUUGCGAUCCCAAAUGUCAUAUGUAAAAAAAAAAAAAUUCAGAGUUUCCCUUCUUUUCUUCGGGAAAUAUAUUUUUGAGUCUUUUAUUGGGGGAUUCGUAUUUA
Messenger RNA from Ipomoea nil (Japanese morning glory), 1226 nucleotides. RefSeq lists its product as uncharacterized. Lineage: Eukaryota; Viridiplantae; Streptophyta; Magnoliopsida; Solanales; Convolvulaceae. The record is from RefSeq and is a predicted model, not a curated record. The transcript has 4 exons. Gene Ontology annotation, cellular component: mitochondrion. The coding region runs from base 41 to 1027 and encodes 328 amino acids.